GCACGGCCACUCCAUCCUGCAUCUUCAAUAUAAGGCGCAGUCAGUGGAGGCGGCACAGCACCGGGCAAGAGUUGGAGGCAAGCCGCUUGACGGGAACGACGGCUGCGACUUUGAAAAGCGUGCGUGUGGUGAAGGUGCCACGCAUAGCAUAGGGUGCUGCAAGCGUAGCAGCGGGCGAGGUCAUUGAAUGGAUUGCAGUGAAUCCCUUGCUAUAGAUCUGCUGCUUGCUGGCUUUGUGCGCGCUUUUCCUCCAUGACCUUGAACGCGCGCUCCCCGCACAAUCACCCAGAUACCCGAGCAUCCCCUCCGCACCAUUACACCAUCACACAGCGACCCUCUCAUCAAGCCCUCGACUUUGGAUCCCCAUCUUCACGCGCAGCAGACAGACGUGGUAGCGCUAGCAGCAGCGGCGACGGCAGUGGCAGCGGAUCACCAUCCCAAGACUCCAACUCUAAAGUCACGACUCGAGGAGGAGAAGAGUACGAGCUGAAAAGAGCGUACGAAAGCGGCCCUACUCUGCCCUUCCACUUGAGCAACACCGCAAUGUCUUCGCAGGAUCGCACCAGAUUCGCCGUGCAGGGCGGCUUCGACCCUUACGCAUCCGUCGAGAGGCUUCCAGCUGGCUACUUGCAGGCUGGCGAGGACAAGGUCAGGGAGAAGGGUGCGGGUUCGGGCAUCGCUGCAUACGCUAGGGCAGGACUGGAUCCAGUCUCUGCACCCACCUCGUAUGCUCCCAGCACAAAGGCGCGCUACGCUAGCUUGAUUCCCGAAAAGAGACCACCCAAGAGUCCACUCGAACACGUGUCUUCUCUGGCUCAGUCAGAGACGGCGAUGCUGCUUUUCUACACCUUUCUGGCCCUCUUGACGCGCCUAUGGGGUAUCGGCAAGGGCCCGCAGGUGAUUUGGGACGAAGCCCACUUCGGCAAAUUCGGCUCGCAUUAUCUCAAGCGUGAAUUCUACUUCGAUGUACACCCGCCUCUGGGUAAGAUGCUCGUUGGCUUGGCCGGCCUACUGAGCGGCUACAAUGGGCAUUUCGAAUUCAAGAGUGGAGAGGCGUACCCGGCCAAUGUCAACUACGUUGGCAUGCGAGUCUUUUUGGCCUUGUUUGGCGUCGCCAUGGUCCCCUUUGCUUGGGCCACCAGUGGCGGUUUGGGCUGGAACUGGCGAGCCAGGCAUGCCCUCACAAUCAUGGUGCUUUUGGAUAACGGCUGGCUUGUCAUUUCGCGCUUCAUCCUACUCGACUCUAUGUUGCUAUGCUUCACCUUUUCGACGGUGCAUGGAUUGAUCAUGUUCCACGGCCAUCAGCAUCGCCCAUUUUCGCAGAAGUGGUGGUUCUGGCUAGCAUACACGGGAGUCUCAAUUGGGUGCGUGAUGAGUGUCAAAUGGGUAGGACUUUUUGCCAUGGCAUUGGUCGGGCUUUACACCAUCGAAGAUCUGUGGGACAAGUUUGGGGACCUCAAGAUGCCCGUUCGGGCCUAUGCCAGGCACUGGUGUGCCAGAAUCCUCUGCUUGAUCGUCGUUCCUCUGCUCGUCUACAUGGCUUCUUUCAAGAUGCACUUCCUCAUCCUCAACCACUCAGGCCCUGGAGAUGCUCAAAUGUCCAGCUUGUUCCAAGCUCACCUGAAGGGCAAUGACUUCGCCACUUCGCCUCUUGAGGUCGCGUACGGCAGCAAGGUCACUUUCAAGAAUAUGGGGUAUGGUGGCGGCCUACUUCACUCGCACGUUCAGACCUAUCCCGUCGGAUCACAGCAGCAGCAGGUCACCUGCUACCAUUAUAAGGACAACAACAACGACUUCAUCGUCACACCGACGUGGGACGAGCCAAGGCUACCAGUCGGAGGUGGGAGCGACGACCCUCCUCGCAUGUUCAAGAACGGCGACACAUUCCGCUUCGUACACGAGGCCACUGGGCGCAAUCUCCACAGUCAUGCCAUUGCCGCUCCGAUCACAAAGGAGAACUACGAAAUCUCUGGCUACGGCAAUGCUACCGUUGGAGACUGGAACGACCACUGGAUUGUCGAGGUGGUGGACGACCUGGCCACCGGCAAGAAGGUUCAGAGUGGUGAGGUGGUGCGCAGUUUGACGACUCGGAUGAGGUUCCGUCACAAGAAUUUGGGCUGCUACAUGAGAGCCGGUAGCGCGGUCUUGCCCCAGUGGGGAUGGAAGCAGAUCGAAGUUAGCUGCGAUAAGGAGAACAAUCCAAAGGACGAGCAUACGUACUGGAACGUUGAGUCCCACCACAAUGACAAGCUGCCCGCGGGCAGCGCCAGGUUGUACAAGUCCAGAUUCCUGGACGAUUGGCUGCACCUCAACGCCGCCAUGUGGCAGUCGAACAAUGCGCUCAUUCCGGAUGCCGACAAAUUCGACAUUCUCAGCUCCAGUCCCUUUGACUGGCUGUAUCAAUACAACGGGCUCAGGAUGAACAGUUGGGCGCCUGAGUCGCGCAAGUACUACCUUCUUGGAAACCCAAUCAUCUGGUGGGGGAGCACCACCUCUCUCGCUAUAUUUGCACUCGUUUUCACCUACUACCUGGGUCGAAUGCAAAGAAGGCACGCAGAUCUCUCUGCUGCGGACUGGAACCAAUUUCUCUUUGUCGGAAAGAUUGCAGGACUCGGAUGGGUGCUCCAUUUCAUGCCUAGCGCGAUCAUGUCCAGAGUUCUAUACCUGCAUCACUACUUGCCUACUCUCUACUUUGCAACCAUCAUGCUUGCGCACCUCCUGGACCAUUUCCUGUGGAAUCCGUCCACGGCUCGGUACAAGGGUAAAGGUGGCGUACGAGCACCGCUCAGCGAAGCCCGAAAGAAUACCGCCUUUGCGGGCUUCGUUGGUCUCAUCUUCGUGGUCUUCUUGAUCUUCAAAGAUACUGCGUAUGGAAGAGAGGGCAAAGCAGAGAACUGGCCAUUGGUCAAAUGGAGGAAGUCAUGGAACAUCCACGAUUGAUGUGCUGUGUCAAGCAAUGCGGCAUAGU
This is a messenger RNA of Ceraceosorus guamensis, 2968 nucleotides long. RefSeq names its product PMT-domain-containing protein. Bases 253 to 2940 code for a protein of 895 amino acids. The transcript has 7 exons. Gene Ontology annotation, biological process: protein O-linked glycosylation via mannose. Gene Ontology annotation, cellular component: membrane; endoplasmic reticulum. Lineage: Eukaryota; Fungi; Basidiomycota; Exobasidiomycetes; Ceraceosorales; Ceraceosoraceae. Gene Ontology annotation, molecular function: dolichyl-phosphate-mannose-protein mannosyltransferase activity. The record is from RefSeq and is a predicted model, not a curated record.